Messenger RNA from Paracoccidioides lutzii Pb01, 1596 nucleotides. RefSeq names its product carboxypeptidase cpdS. The transcript has 4 exons. Gene Ontology annotation, biological process: proteolysis. Gene Ontology annotation, molecular function: serine-type carboxypeptidase activity. The record is from RefSeq and is a predicted model, not a curated record. The coding region runs from base 1 to 1596 and encodes 531 amino acids.
AUGCAUUCUUCUAUUGGCAUAAUAGCUGGUGUUCUACUAACCACAGUAGCUGCUCUUUCCAAUCCUCAUGAUCGAGCCAGGAGAUUUGUUGACCAAAGAUCGCGUUACCUGGAGAAUCGAGAUUCUCUCUUGCACCCUGGAAAUUAUGGCGGUGAUAAGCCAUUCAAACAUCUCAAUCCUAAAACUGAAGAAUUUCUUGUCCGGGGCAGGGACCUGCCAGAAGUCGACUUCGAUAUAGGCGAAAGCUAUGCCGGCACCCUUCCAAACAGUCCCUCUGGAAACUCCUCUCUUUGGUUUUGGUUUUUCCCGUCCGAAAAUCCAGCAGCAUCUGAGGAAAUCACGGUCUUCCUCAACGGCGGCCCGGGAUGUUCGUCUUUGCUGGGGCUUCUUCAAGAGAAUGGCCCCUUUCUGUGGCAGCCAGGGACUUAUAAGCCUGUCAUAAACCUAUAUUCCUGGACGAAUCUCACAAAUAUGGUCUGGAUCGAUCAGCCUGCCGGCACAGGCUUUUCUCCUGGCCCGCCCACAGUAGAAGACGAAAUCGAUGUUGCCAACCAAUUCAAUGAUUUUUGGAAGAGGUUUAUGGAAAGAUUCGACCUCAUGGGACGUAGAGUCUUUCUCACGGGCGAGUCAUAUGCUGGCAUGUACAUUCCGUAUAUCGCAAACAAGAUGUUAGAAAAAAGAGAUAACCGUUAUUUCGAUUUACAAGGGAUCUGGAUAAUGAACCCAGUAAUCAAUGAAGACGAUACGAUGAUAACGGCCCCAUCUGUCCCCGCACUUAAUUAUUACCAGUCGGUUAUCCAGCUAAACGAGUCCACUUUGGCUGACGUUAACAGACGGUAUGAGUCUUGCGGCUACGCCAAAUUCAUGAAUAUGGCAUUGCAAUUCCCACCAACGGGUAAAUUACCCUCAGCGCCAAAAAGCAAUGGUGAGUGCAAUUUAUGGGAGCAUAUCGUCACCGCAGCGACCUACGUCAAUCCGUGCUUCAACAUAUACAACUUGAGAGAAUUCUGCCCGUUACUUUGGAACGUAAUGCGGUUUCCUCUCACAGUUGGACCAAGCAACUACUUUAACCGAACAGAUGUCCAAAAAGUCCUUCACACCCCACCAACGGACUAUAUGCUUUGCAACAUGCAAUAUAAGUUUUUCCCUGAAGGUGACAAAUCGCCUCCUAGCGGUUUGGGUCCCUUGCCAAAUGUUAUCGAGAAAACCAAUAACACCAUAAUCGCGCAUGGAGCCCUCGACUUUCUUCUCUUUCUAAACGGGACCUUAAUCACCAUCCAGAACAUGACCUGGAAUGGAGCACAAGGGUUUCAGAAAGCACCGUCUGAGAAAUUAUUUGUGCCUUACCAUCCCGGACUUGGUGAGAUUGCGUCCCGCAAUGUUACCGGUCCUUUCACCCAAGUUGCUGGGGCGGGACAGCUCGGAACCGUUCACACAGAGAGAGGACUUACUUGGGUCACUGUCGAUUUGUCAGGGCACAAGAUUCCCCAGUAUUCCCCUGGGUUCGCAUAUAGAACCAUGGAGCUCUUGCUUGGAAGGAUAGAAAGCCUAAGCCAGAGAGGGAGCUUCACAACACUCCCAGAAGAUUUCGAAUAG